UGCAAGGGAGCUGAGAGGCGUGUCCACAUAAGCAUUCGCACUCUUUCCUGGGACCUGGGGUCUGAGCCGGGAUAAAUCUCAUCCCAACCCCCCAUCAGUGAAAAUUUGGAGCCUCCAAACUGGACAGUAACUCUGCAGGCAACUCCCCGCCCAGCGCGCCAGCUUUUGUCCGGGCCGUAUAUGUGCUAGAAGAGACUCAUUCUCUUCCCUUAGAUUGGAAAGCGAACGGUUCUGUGGCUGGUGGGUAAGCGCAAGCUCUUUCUUGGCGUGCCUCUCACGAGAAUUACGGUACCCAUUCCUGAUUCCUUUGACUGUCUCCGGCGGCAGCGGCGACGGCGAGAAAAUCGCUUUUUUGCUUGUAGAUCCCGAGCAGCCAUGGCCGAGCGCCGCGCCUUCGCCCAGAAGAUCAGCAGAACUGUGGCAGCUGAAGUUAGGAAGCAGAUUUCAGGACAAUACGGGGGAUCUCCACAACUUCUGAAGAACCUUAACAUUGGAGGCAGUGUAUCUCAUCACACAACUGUGCCUCUUACUGAGCCUGUGGACCCAGUGGAUUUGGAAGAUUACCUUCUUACACAUCCACUUGCAAUGGAUUCUGGACCUUUGAGGGACUUGCUUGAAUUUCCUUCAGAUGAUAUUGAAGUUAUCUACAGUCCCCGAGAAUGCAGAACGCUUGUGUCAGCUGUACCUGAAGAGAGUGAAAUGGACCCUCAUGUAAGGGACUGUGUAAGAAAAUACACAGAAGACUGGGCCAUCGUGAACAGAAAAUAUCACAAACUGGGAACAGGAUUUAAUCCCAACACAUUAGACAAGCAGAAGGAAAGACAGAAAGGCCUACCGAAGCAGAUCUUCGAGUCUGAUGAAGCUCCAGAUGGUAGCAGUUAUCAGGAUGAACAAGAUGAUCUUAAACGACGGUCCAUGUCAAUAGAUGAUACGCCACGUGGUAGCUGGGCUUGCAGUAUUUUUGACUUGAAAAAUUCCCUCCCAGAUGCACUGCUUUCAAAUCUUUUGGAUCGAACCCCAAAUGAAGAAAUUGACCAUCAAAAUGAUGAUCAGAGGAAAUCCAACAGACACAAGGAACUUUUUGGAUUGCAUCCAGCCCCGGAGGAGGAGGAGCCAAUAGAAAGGCUGAGUAUCCCUGAAAUCCCCAAAGAGCACUUUGGACAGAGGCUUCUUGUGAAGUGUUUGUCACUAAAGUUUGAAAUUGAAAUAGAGCCAAUUUUUGCAAGUUUAGCAUUGUAUGACGCUAAAGAAAAGAAAAAGAUUUCAGAAAACUUCUACUUUGAUUUAAACUCAGAACAAAUGAAAAGCAUGUUGCGUCCUCAUAUACCACCUGCUGCCAUAACAACAUUAGCCCGAUCUGCUAUCUUUUCUAUUACUUAUCCUUCUCAAGAUGUUUUUCUGGUAAUAAAGCUGGAAAAGGUACUUCAACAGGGAGAUACUGGGGAAUGUGCAGAGCCAUAUAUGAUUUUAAAAGAAGCAGAUGCUGCUAAGAACAAGGAAAAACUGGAGAAACUGAAAAGCCAAGCAGAACAAUUUUGUCAAAGGCUUGGCAAAUAUCGAAUGCCUUUUGCAUGGACAGCCAUUCACUUAAUGAACAUAGUCAGCAGUGCAGGAAGUUUGGAGAGAGACUCGACAGAAGUAGAAAUUGCUGCAGGAGAACGCAAAGGAUCUUGGUCCGAGAGAAGAAAUUCUAGCAUCGUUGGUAGGCGUUCUUUGGAAAGAACCACUAGUGGGGAUGAGGCCUGCAAUCUGACAAACUUCAGACCAGCUACCCUCACAGUGACUAACUUCUUUAAACAGGAAGGUGACCGUCUAAGUGAUGAAGAUCUGUAUAAGUUUCUUGCAGAUAUGAGAAGGCCAUCUUCUGUUCUACGGAGGUUGAGACCCAUUACAGCCCAAUUGAAAAUAGAUAUUUCUCCAGCUCCAGAGAACCCACAUUAUUGUCUAACUCCAGAGUUACUGCAAGUAAAACUUUACCCUGAUAGCAGAGUUCGCCCAACAAGGGAGAUCCUGGAGUUUCCUGCAAGAGAUGUUUAUAUUCCAAACACAACAUAUAGAAACCUUCUAUAUGUAUAUCCUCAGACUCUUAACUUUGCCAACCGGCAAGGAUCUGCUCGGAAUAUUACUGUAAAAGUCCAGUUUAUGUAUGGCGAGGAUCCAAGUAAUGCAAUGCCGGUAAUCUUUGGAAAAUCCAGUUGUGCAGAAUUUUCAAAGGAAGCUUACACAGCUGUUGUGUAUCAUAACAGAUCUCCUGAUUUUCAUGAAGAAAUCAAGAUUAAACUCCCUGCCACACUAACUGAUCACCACCACCUGCUUUUCACUUUUUAUCAUGUCAGUUGCCAGCAAAAACAAAACACUCCACUUGAGACUCCUGUUGGAUACACGUGGAUACCAAUGCUCCAAAAUGGACGGCUGAAGACUGGCCAGUUCUGCCUUCCUGUUUCAUUGGAGAAGCCACCGCAGGCCUAUUCUGUCCUCUCUCCAGAGGUGCCCCUGCCAGGAAUGAAGUGGGUGGAUAACCAUAAGGGAGUUUUUAAUGUAGAAAUAGUAGCUGUAUCAACCAUUCAUACACAGGACCCUUACCUUGACAAAUUCUUUGCACUUGUUCAUGCCCUUGAUGAACACAUGUUCCCCGUGCGAAUAGGUGACAUGAGAAUUAUGGAAAAUAACUUGGAAAAUGAAUUAAAGAGCAGCAUUUCAGCAUUAAGUUCAUCUCAGCUGGAACCUGUGGUGCGAUUUCUCCAUCUCCUGCUUGACAAACUGAUUCUUUUGGUUGUAAGAUCUCCUAUUAUAGCAGGCCAAAUAGUUAAUCUGGGUCAAGCAUGUUUUGAAGCCAUGGCAUCUAUUAUAAACAGACUACAUAAAAACCUAGAAGGAAACCAGGACCAGCAUGGCAGAAACAACCUGCUCACUUCGUAUAUUUACUAUGUUUUUCGCUUACCAAACACCUCUCCCAAUUCACCAUCACCAGGCCCUGGUGGUUUGGGAGGAUCAAUGCAUUAUGCAACAAUGGCUCGUUCAGCUGUCAGACCGGCAAGCCUAAACUUGAAUCGCUCCAGGAGCCUUAGUAACAGUAAUCCAGACAUAUCUGGAACCCCAACCUCACCCGAUGAUGAAGUACGGUCAAUCAUUGGCAGUAAGGGCUUAGAUCGCUCCAAUUCCUGGGUAAAUACUGGUGCUCCAAAAGCUGCCCCAUGGGGAUCCAACCCCAGUCCAAGUGCAGAGACUACACAGGCUACAGAUCGAAGUUGUAAUCGUAUGUCUUCACACACAGAGACGUCAAGUUUCUUACAAACAUUAACAGGACGGUUACCAACUAAAAAGCUCUUCCAUGAAGAAUUGGCCUUGCAGUGGGUUGUCUGCAGUGGGAGUGUACGUGAAGCAGCUCUUCAGCAGGCCUGGUUCUUCUUUGAACUUAUGGUGAAAAGUAUGGUGCAUCAUUUGUAUUUUGCUGACAAACUCGAUGCACCAAGGAAGAAUCGUUUUCCAGAGCGCUUCAUGGAUGACAUAGCUGCUCUGGUCAGCACAAUUGCCAGUGAUAUAGUCUCCCGGUUUCAGAAGGAUACAGAAAUGAUUGAAAGACUCAACACUAGCUUAGCGUUCUUUCUCAAUGAUCUGUUGUCUGUCAUGGAUAGAGGAUUUGUCUUUUGCCUUAUUAAGGCCUAUUACAAGCAGGUGUCAUCCAAGCUUUAUUCCAUACCAAACCCGAGCACUCUUGUGUCCUUGAGGCUAGACUUCCUUCGGAUUGCCUGUAGCCAUGAACACUAUGUUACCCUGAAUUUACCCUGCAGUCUGCUGACACCCCCUGCAUCCCCAUCACCUUCAGUAUCUUCAGCAACAUCUCAGAGUUCUGGAUUCUCAACGAAUGUUCAAGAUCAGAAGAUUGCAAAUAUGUUUGAACUGUCUGUGCCUUUCCGCCAGCAGCACUACUUGGCGGGCCUGGUGCUUACUGAGCUGGCUGUCAUUUUAGAUCCUGAUGCAGAAGGUUUGUUUGGAUUGCACAAGAAAGUCAUCAAUAUGGUACACAAUUUACUAUCCAGCCAUGACUCCGACCCACGGUACUCUGACCCGCAGGUAAAGGCCAGGGUAGCUACACUAUACCUGCCUCUGAUUGGAGUGAUAAUGGAGAGUGUGCCCCAGCUGUAUGAUUUCACAGAAAGUCACAAUCAGCGUGGAAGGCCAAGCUGCACAACAGUGGAAGACUAUGAAAGUGAGGGUGGAAGUAUGAUAAGUCAAACUGUUGCUAUGGCUAUUGCAGGAACUUCAGUCCCGCAACUUGCCCGGCCCAGCAGUUUUCUCCUUACUUCAUCGACCGGCAGGCAACAUUCAACCUUUUCAGCCGAGUCCAGUCGGAACCUUUUGAUUUGUCUCUUGUGGGUCUUGAAGAAUGCUGAUGAAAGUAUUCUGCAGAAAUGGUUCACAGAUCUGUCUGUGUUGCAGCUCAACCGCUUGCUGGAUUUGCUUUAUCUCUGUAUUUCCUGCUUUGAAUACAAGGGCAAGAAAGUAUUUGAAAGAAUGAACAGUCUUACCUUUAAGAAGUCAAAAGAUAUGAGAGCCAAGCUUGAAGAAGCUAUUCUAGGGAGUAUUGGGGCAAGACAAGAAAUGGUACGGCGAAGCAGAGGACAGCUGGAAAGAAGUCCUUCUGGGAGUGCAUUUGGAAGUCAAGAGAACCUGAGAUGGAGAAAGGAUAUGACUCACUGGCGACAGAACACAGAAAAACUUGACAAAAGCCACAAACCAGCCAGAUCAAGAGCAGAGAUAGAGCAUGAGGCACUUAUUGAUGGCAACUUGGCAACUGAAGCAAAUCUAAUCAUUUUGGAUACUUUAGAGAUAAUCGUCCAGACAGUCUCGGUGACUGAAUCCAAGGAAAGUAUUCUUGGUGGGGUACUGAAGGCUCUGUUGCAUAGCAUGGCCUGUAAUCAGAGUGCACUUUACCUGCAACACUGCUUUGCCACUCAGCGGGCUUUGGUCUCAAAGUUCCCAGAACUGCUGUUUGAGGAAGAAACCGAGCAAUGUGCUGAUUUAUGCCUACGACUCCUUCGCCAUUGUAGCAGUAGUAUUAGCACCAUACGCUCACACGCCAGUGCCUCUCUGUACCUCCUUAUGAGGCAAAACUUUGAGAUUGGGAAUAACUUUGCCAGAGUGAAAAUGCAAGUGACAAUGUCACUGUCCUCUUUAGUGGGAACAUCUCAGAAUUUUAAUGAGGAAUUUCUGAGGCGUUCCCUGAAGACCAUUUUGACCUAUGCUGAAGAGGACCUGGAACUGAGGGAGACAACAUUUCCUGAUCAGGUACAGGAUCUUGUUUUCAAUCUCCAUAUGAUCCUGUCUGAUACAGUUAAAAUGAAAGAACAUCAGGAAGAUCCAGAGAUGUUGAUUGACUUGAUGUACAGAAUUGCAAAGGGUUACCAGAAUUCCCCUGAUCUCCGGCUUACCUGGCUGCAGAACAUGGCUGGAAAGCACUCUGAGAGGAGCAACCAUGCAGAAUCAGCUCAGUGUUUGGUCCACUCUGCUGCACUUGUUGCUGAAUACUUAAGUAUGCUUGAGGAUCGAAAAUAUCUUCCUGUUGGAUGUGUUACAUUUCAGAACAUCUCCUCAAAUGUUUUAGAAGAAUCUGCAGUUUCUGAUGAUGUUGUAUCGCCAGAUGAAGAAGGAAUCUGCUCUGGAAAGUAUUUUACUGAAGCUGGCCUAAUUGGAUUGCUGGAGCAAGCUGCAGCUUCUUUCUCCAUGGCUGGCAUGUAUGAAGCAGUCAAUGAGGUUUACAAAAUCCUUAUUCCAAUUCAUGAAGCUAACAGAGAUGCCAAGAAACUGUCUGCAAUUCAUGGUAAACUUCAGGAGGCAUUCAGCAAGAUCGUUCAUCAGAGUACUGGCUGGGAGGAUGGUAAGCGAAUGUUUGGUACAUAUUUCCGUGUUGGCUUUUAUGGGACAAAAUUUGGAGACCUGGAUGAGCAAGAGUUUGUUUAUAAGGAGCCUGCAAUAACAAAACUGGCUGAAAUCUCUCAUCGAUUAGAGGGAUUCUAUGGAGAAAGGUUUGGUGAAGAUGUUGUUGAAGUAAUUAAGGACUCUAACCCUGUCGAUAAAUGCAAAUUGGAUGCCAACAAGGCCUAUAUUCAAAUAACCUACGUGGAGCCUUACUUUGACACAUAUGAAAUGAAGGACAGGAUAACCUAUUUUGACAAAAACUACAACUUGCGUCGAUUUAUGUAUUGUACGCCCUUCACCUUGGAUGGCAGAGCUCAUGGUGAGCUGCAUGAGCAGUUUAAGAGGAAGACAAUCUUAACAACAUCACAUGCUUUCCCUUACAUUAAAACAAGAAUAAAUGUCAUUCACAAAGAAGAGAUAAUUUUGACACCAAUUGAAGUUGCCAUUGAGGACAUGCAGAAAAAAACCCAAGAAUUGGCUUUUGCAACACAUCAAGAUCCAGCAGAUCCAAAGAUGCUCCAAAUGGUUCUUCAGGGUUCAGUGGGCACAACAGUGAAUCAGGGACCACUAGAAGUUGCUCAGGUAUUUUUGUCUGAAAUACCUAAUGAUCCAAAACUCUUUCGUCACCAUAACAAGCUACGUCUUUGCUUCAAAGACUUCACAAAAAGGUGCGAAGAUGCUCUGCGGAAGAAUAAAAGCCUGAUUGGCCCUGACCAAAAAGAAUACCAGCGGGAGCUUGAAAGAAAUUAUCAUCGUCUCAAGGAAGCACUUCAGCCCUUGAUCAAUAGAAAAAUCCCCCAACUAUACAAGGCUGUCCUUCCUGCCUCUUGCCACAGAGAUUCCUUCAGCAGAAUGAGCCUUCGCAAAAUGGACAUCUAAGCAGCUUAAAAACACUUUGUUUUUAAGGUACUGAAAAGAAUGUGCAGUGUCACCAACUUCAGAACCUUUUAAUGAAGUUUUAUUUGAAAAUAAAACUUUGGGACUUCAUUAUGGACACAUUGCACACAUUUUACUUAAAGAAGCAUUAAGUGGCCAAAUUUUAAUUAUGAAUUAUGUCUUGUUGACCUAUCAGUUUAAAAAAGACUACCAAUGGCAACGAUAUUCCAGAUAUUGGUGAAAUUGUGUGAAUACAACCGUUUAAAAAGACUUUUUUAAAAUAUUCAAAGGUACGCUAAUGUAUCAAGCAUUUUUAGCAUUCUCUAAUGUUAAAUUUGUUUCCUUUUUAGUACAUGUAUUUAAUUUAUAAUAGGAACCUUUACAAAUGCAUUUUGAACCAUUUUUAAUGUAGUGUUUAUUUUAAUGGUACCAUUAAAUAUUUCAAUGUUUACACUA
Sphaerodactylus townsendi is the source of this 7251-nucleotide messenger RNA. It is a transcript of the gene DOCK7, whose product is annotated as dedicator of cytokinesis 7. Gene Ontology annotation, biological process: positive regulation of GTPase activity; small GTPase-mediated signal transduction; axonogenesis. The record is from RefSeq and is a predicted model, not a curated record. Gene Ontology annotation, molecular function: guanyl-nucleotide exchange factor activity. The coding region runs from base 376 to 6798 and encodes 2140 amino acids. NCBI's taxonomy places the organism in Eukaryota, Metazoa, Chordata, Lepidosauria, Squamata, Sphaerodactylidae. The transcript has 51 exons.